AAUGUUUUAAUCCGGACACAGAACAGGCGUGCUGAGACUAAGCCCACUGAAUGCCCUGCUCACAGGAACGCUCCCUCACAGACACCGAGCUGCUUUAGACAGGCAGCCGUGGAAAAGAUACGCGAGAUGAUGGCGCGUUCAGCUCCUCUACCGGAGAGAAUUGGAUGCGCGAAUGGGUUAUGAGUCGAUGCGCCUGCUCGGGAAUACAUUCAAGGAUAUAAUCCUUUUGAGAUUUAAAAGUGUUUGACUCCAUGCAUACUGUCAAUCCUCAUCUUUGCUUUUCUGCAUUAGCAGCAUUCCGCCCUCAGCCAUAUGGCAGACUGUCCCAACUGGGUGAUAAUGUGCAUGUGUGUGAAUGUUGACUAGGUUCCUCUUGUAGCAGGUGGCUAAGGAGAUAAUCCAGGUAAAGCCACUGCGAAGGUGGAGAUGGAGGGAUGCUUUGAGGAAGGGGGUGGGCGGAUGGAUAGUGAGUGGCCUUUGUAUGGACUUGUUGGGCUAAUUCUGGCCUCCUAAUCCUGCUCCCGUUCACCCUCCUCCUCUUCCUGCUUGCCAUCUCCACACUUUUGGGUUGGUGCAACCGAUGGCUAGGUAGACUCAAGCAUCAAGCACGCACACCCUUAACCUUAACGGGUUCUCUGAGCAGAACGAGGGUGAAAAAGAGGCUACGUGAGUCAUUGUUGCUAGCUAUCCUGGACCACGCAUGAGUGGGUCUCAGUGGAGAAUGUAGCAUCGGCCCUCCAGACGAGCCAAGGAUACGCGCCGCCAUGGGAGAAGCUCAGAAGGGUAGUGGUGUGAUCCAACCACAGGGCUUACUCUCCGUCAUUGAGAAACUAAAAGGAAGCAGCGAGCAGGAAGUGCGAAUAGUUCUUCUGGGCUUGGACAACGCCGGCAAGACUACGCUGCUCAAGAGCCUCGCCUCUGAAGAUGUCAACACGAUCACACCCACGCAGGGCUUCAACAUCAAGAGCGUUGCCUCUCAUGGGAUGAAGCUCAAUGUGUGGGAUAUCGGAGGGCAGAGGAAAAUCAGACCUUUCUGGAAAAAGUAUCUGGAAAACACUGAUCUGUUGAUUUAUGUUAUUGACAGUGCAGACAAAAAGCGAUUUGAAGAAACUGGACUGGAGUUAUCCGAGCUGAUAGAUGAGGAGAACCUGAAAGGCGUUCCGGUGCUCAUCUUUGCUAAUAAGCAAGAUUUGGCCACAGCAUCACCGGCCAGCGAGAUCGCCGAAGGACUCAACCUUCAUACGUACAGAGACCGUGAGUGGCAGAUUCAGGCCUGCUCGGCCGUGUCUGGAGAAGGAGUUCAGGACGGGAUGAACUGGAUUUGCAACAACAUCAUGAAUAAGAAGAAAUGAGCCCAAACAACAUGAAGCAGACAGCUAGCAUCAUUAUCAUAUCACAACACACACACACACACACACACACACACACACACACACAUGUGAAUAAUUUGUUUUUGUCAUGCUAUUAGUGUUUAGGUUAUGAUAAGAAAGUUAGGCUUCUGCAGUGUUUAUCAAUACGGAAUGUUUCUGCCCCAUCAUCCCUCAAAUCCUUGUCUGGUAAUCCUGUGAAACUAUGUAAACUUUGCUUAAAUGUGUUAGAACUGUUGCCGUCGGUAACAUUCAUACUGUAGUUCGGUGUGGGUGCGAUGUGUCUUUUGGUAAUUUUUGACCAUAAAAUGUUUCUCCCAUCUUUU
This is a messenger RNA of Hippocampus zosterae (dwarf seahorse), 1693 nucleotides long. RefSeq names its product ADP ribosylation factor like GTPase 3, like 1 (gene arl3l1). Gene Ontology annotation, molecular function: GTPase activity; GTP binding. The transcript is spliced from 6 exons. Gene Ontology annotation, cellular component: microtubule cytoskeleton; cytoplasm. Lineage: Eukaryota; Metazoa; Chordata; Actinopteri; Syngnathiformes; Syngnathidae. The coding region runs from base 765 to 1352 and encodes 195 amino acids. Gene Ontology annotation, biological process: cilium assembly. The record is from RefSeq and is a predicted model, not a curated record.